Molecule: messenger RNA, 2844 nt
Organism: Rotaria socialis
Lineage: Eukaryota; Metazoa; Rotifera; Eurotatoria; Philodinida; Philodinidae
Source: the annotation of a GenBank genome assembly
AUGUCUAAAGAAUCUACAGCGCAGAGCAAAUUACGUCUUACAGACAUUGCUGACGAGCCACUUCCAUCCAUCGACCGAAUUCUUGGCUGCGCACAAAUGCCACUUGUUUCACUUGAAGAGGCGGUCAAACCACUUAUUUCUAUUGUACCAGAUGUUCGGCGGCGCGUUUAUGUUGCCAAGGAAAACUGUGAUAAUCCUGCCGAUGGCUUGACACAAGAUGAGUCUGCUUCGAUUAUGCUGUACACAAUGGAAUGGGAGCCAGCAGAUGAGUGCCUUUACCAUGUUUUGAACGAGGUAUUAAGAUCAGAAGAUCGAAGACGACAUCUCAGGCCAUGGCAUUUGUUUCUGAGACUUUUUCUCAAUGCACUUUUUCGUCUCCCAUUACUAUCCACAACGGUAUACAGAGGCGUUCGAUUAGACCUGAGUAUGCAGUACCGUGAAGGGGAAACAAUCGUCUGGUGGGGAUUCUCAUAUUGCACAACAUCUGUAAAUGUUCUACAAUCGGAACAAUUUUUGGGAAAGACUGGUCAUAGAACAAUGUUUGCUAUAAAAUGUCAUUCCGGUAGAGAUAUCCACAGACAUUCGAGCUAUGAAGCUGAAAAUGCAGUUCUUCUGAUGGCCGGAACCCAGUUCAAAGUAAUCAGUUGUCUGACUCAAGGUGAUCUUCACAUUAUUCAGCUGGAAGAAACUAUUCCACCAUUACCACUUGUACAACCACCACCGAAACCUAUGCCAUCACCUAUCAAGCCAAUGCCCAUAGAUGAUGGAGCACCAGAGGAAGCAUUUGUACAGCGUGACUUAUACUUCAAAGAUGUUAAUAUGUGGCCUGAAUUGAUACCAUUCAUUCGUGGCUGCGAAAAAAUGGCACUUGUUUCACUUGAAGAAGCUGUCGAACCACUUAUUUCCAUUCUACCAGAUGUUCAGCGGCAAGCUUAUGUAGCCAAGGAAAACUGUGAUAAUCCUGCCGAUGGCUUGACACAAGAUGAGUCUGCUUCGAUUAUGCUGUACACAAUGAUAUGGGAGCCAGUAGAUGAGUGCCUUUAUUAUGUUUUGAACCGGAUAUUAAGAUCAGAAGGUCGAAGACGCCUCACGCCAUGGCAUUUGUUUCUGAGACUUUUUAUCAAUGCACUCUUUCGUCUUCCACUACUAUCCACAACGGUAUACAGAGGCGUUCCAUUAGACCUGAGUAUGCAGUACCGUGAAGGGGAAACAAUCGUCUGGUGGGGAUUCUCAGAUUGCACAACAUCUGUAAAUGUUCUACAAUCGGAACAAUUUUUGGGAAAGACUGGUCAUAGAACAAUGUUUGCUAUAAAAUCUCAUUCCGGUAGAGAUAUCCACAGACAUUCGAACUAUGAAGCUGAAAAUGCAGUUCUUCUGAUGGCAGGAACCCAGUUCAAAGUAAUCAGUUGUCUGACUCAAGGUGAUCUUCACAUUAUUCAGCUGGAAGAAACUAUUCCACCAUUACCACUUGUACAACCACCACCGANGUACCGUGAAGGGGAAACAAUCGUCUGGUGGGGAUUCUCAGAUUGCACAACAUCUGUAAGUGUUCUAGAAUCGUUUUUGGGAAAGACUGGUCAUAGAACAAUGUUUGCUAUAAAAUGUCAUUCCGGUAGAGAUAUCCACAGACAUUCGAGCUAUGAAGCUGAAAACGAAGUUUUGCUGAUGGCCGGAACCCAGUUCAAAGUAAUCAGUUGUCUGGACCAAGGUGAUCUGCAUAUUAUCCAGGUGGAAGAAACUAUUCCACCAUUACCACUUGUACAACCACCACCGAAACCUGCGCCAUCACCUAUCAAGCCAAUGCCCAUAGGUCCAUCAUCUGAUACUUCAAAGAUCAGCCCUUUCUAUGAUGCAUGCCGAGAAAAUAAUAUCAGUUUGGUUGAAAACUAUUUAAAAACUAUGACAGUGGAAGAAAUUAAUCGAAUAGAACCAAAUGGCUCUACUGCACUCCACGUAGCUGCAUAUCGUGGACAUGAGAAAAUUGUUGAACUAUUACUGCAGAAAGGUGCUAGCUAUUUAACAAUAAAUAAAUAUAAUCUUACUCCGUUGGAUGAAGCUAAAACGGAUAAAAUAAGACAGCUGAUCCAUCGUCGCAUGAAUAAAAAACGUUUUGUCAGUGACUCCGUCGAGUGGAUUCUUCAAACUAAUGAUGCUGAUUAUCAAGCACAUGAAUAUUUUAAGAAAUUGGAAUCAUAUGGCAAAGAUCCUCAGUUUCACAAACUAAUUAUUUAUAUAAGAAAAAACUAUCUUGAAAAAGAUUUGCAAGAUGUAGACGGUAUCAAUACAAUAAAAGAAUAUUUUGAUAAGGCAAUCAAUGAAAAAGAUCCAGCUUACUUAUUAACAGCGUAUACAGCUGAAACUGGUUUUUACACUACCUUAAAUGUUGAUCUAGCAAAACUACACCUUGAAAAUCUAACUAGCAAAGAGAACCUUAGUCGAGCGUAUUAUAUUGGAAUAAUUGCUCGUCAUCCGAAAUUUGAGACAUUAUCAUUUACUGGAGAAGUUUUUCGUGGCAUGAUGAUUACUGCUAGUGACGUAACAAAAUACAAGGUCGGUACACGCAUUCUAACUAAAACAUUUUCGUCGACAUCAAAACAAAAGCAUGUAGCAUCAACCUUUCAUGAGAAAAAGACCGAUAAAGACGAUCGAUUAAGUACUAUAUGCAUAUACCAAAUACGCAACAAUAGAACAGCAUUCGAUAUACAACGUUUAUCAUUAUUUGCAUAUGAAGAAGAAGUAUUAAUUCUACCUUAUUCAGCAUUUAAAAUAAUUGAUGUUAUUCAAAACAAAGAACAUUCGCCUCAGGUUGAAAUAAAGCUGAGAGAAUGUGAACCAUGGUUAUAA